AUGAAUUGGGUCGGUGGUUCAAGGUGAGUUUGACAGCUAGCUAGCUAGCUAACUAACGUUAGCUUGCUAAACUAACGUUAGCACUUUUACAGAUGUGCUUGUUGACAGUCUGGGUGGAACGAGUUUUAGAAAACCUGCUUGUUACCAAAUAUUCAACAUUAACUUUCUCUUUCUUUGUCAAAUACCAUUACAACUGUUACAGAACUGUUACUAUUUAACAAAAAUAUUAUAUUGACCCCCUUUUAAAAAUAUUAAAUUGACCCCCUUUUUAAGAGCAAUUUUAACUUGAUUUCCCAUUAUGAAUAUUACAGGAACCGGUUUAUGAUGAGAAAUGACAUGAAAAAACAGAGGGUAAGUUAAACCCACAGUGGCCUUAAAUAAGGUAUCAUAUUGUAUACAUUAUAAUACCGUAUAUGUGACAUGAUAAUACAUAUGCCAACAUUUUAUCAGGAAUUCUUUGAAAAGAAGAAAAUGCAGAGAAAGAUUAAAACCUUAGGAAUACCAACCUCUCCUAAAGGAGCCAGCUCUGGAAGUAUGGACCUAGUGACUUUAUUAAUAGUAAACCAGAUUGCUGCAAAGAAAGAAAACAAAAGUGAGUUCAGACAGGCAUCUAUACAUUAUGGAUAAAUACUAAUAACAUUGAAAAAGGAUCCCACCCACCCACAACAAUAACUUGGUUUGUUAAAUAAUAAUAUGCCAUUUAGCAGACGCUUUUAUCCAAAGCGACUUACAGUCAUGCGUGCAUACAUUUUUUUUUUGUGUAUGGGUGGUCCCGGGGAUCGAACCCACUACCUUGGCGUUACAAGCGCCGUGCUCUACCAGCUGAGCUACAGAUUGUUCUAGAUCAGCCAAAGAUAACUCACAUCACUGAUGAUAAAGGAGGACCCAAGUCGUUGAGGGAGGGGCCCCUGGAGUUACCCAUGAGCCCUUGCUUUUUUUUUUUUUUUUUUACUACUGAUGUAUUUUAGUGUCCAGGCUGUUAGAAAGAGAAAGCACUGCAUUCCUGAUGGAUUCACAUGUAGACAGGUCAGUCACAUUUACUCACACUGAUUCAUCUUUUCUGACAACACAAAUAAAUCACCUUACACCACUAGUACUCUUUUUACCAUAUUUCUGAACAUACAGAUACAGUAAGCUUUAUGGAAAUGAUGACUCAACCUUGUGACAUUUGGCUGGUUCAUUGAUUGUUGCUCUCAGCUCUCACCAGUGCUGGAGUCGAACAUGUCAGACACCAGUACGUCAGACUACCAGCAACACAUCCAGGACACCCUGAGCCCAUUCUCCUCGGCAUCGUCGUCAGUCUCCUCCUCAGGGUCCGGCCUGUUCUCCCUCCAGCAGAGAGCACAGGUCCUGCCACAGCCACACUGCUCCCCUAGAUCCCCCUCGGAUACCUCCACCUCAGAGCAACCACAGGUAUUCAUUCAAAUACAUUCAUAGUAACAGUAUUCCUUCAUUUGGAAUGGAUUUAACCCCACCUCUACCCCACAAACACAUGAAACAAAGACAAAUGAAUGUGCAUUAAUUCCACUGUACUAACAGUUUGUAAAGUAAAGAUAAAGUAUAACUGAAACCUAAUGGAUAUUUGAUUUUGUAGUUUAGACCUUUCUCUCAGCCAGGAGGGAGGAGAGAGUGUGCCCCUUGGGCCACGGGACCAAGUGGACCCAAACAGCAGCUGAACAUGACCCCCCCAGUGUCUAGGGUACUGUUUGGAGGCACAGAGCCUGAGUGAGUACUGAACUGAAAUAUCAAAGAUGUGUUUUUAACUGAUAUGCAGGAAAUGUUGAUUUUCUUUAUCCAUCUGCUGUUCAUACAUUAUUGAGAUUGACAACCUCCCCUGAACUGAUAUUCUCUUUUUCCUGAUUUCCAUUGCUGUAUUGAUUACAUCUGUGAAGAUAGAAGUAUUAGUGGAUAUUUCCAUAACUUGUGCACUGACUAAUGGGGUGUGCAUCUGCCUACCCAGUAGCACAGAGAGCAGAGACCAUGCCAUGCACACAGUGGGGUUCUCUAUCAACCAAUCGGAGGGCAAAGACCACACCUUUGAGUUCUCUCUCAAAGAUCAGACAAUGGAGUUCUCUCUCAACCAAUUAGAGAGUGAAGAGCAACACGAAGAAGCACUCUUCAGGGCCUGCACUAAUGAAGAAUAUGGAAGUGAAGGUACCUGUGCGUCCCAAAUGGCACCCUAUGCCCUAUAUAGUGCACUACUUUUGAACAGGGUCCAUAGGGCUCUGGUCAGAAGUAGAGCACUUUGUAGGUAAUAGGGUGCUAUUUGCUACGCAGACACUGUCUAGUGUGCAUUAUGUAGGCAAUUCAUCACUAAAACUAUGAUACAUGUUUUUGCAGAACGUUUGCCAAUCUCUCUUUACUGACAUAUGUAUGUCAAUUCAUCCCAGCAUCUAAUUUUAAGAAGGGGAUGCCUAAGAUAUAUCUCAAGAAGGAAGUACCGACAACGUCUUCCUGACUCAGGUAAUUGCAGGCAGCAGCAUUACAUCAGGUGUCUAUUGCCACCUAGUGGCAUAAUUUGAAUAAUUUCAGAGCUAAACAAUGAUGACAAUAUGAUACAGUACCAUUUAGCAGACUGUUAUCCAAAGCGACUUACAGUCAUGCGUGCAAACAUUUUACAUACGGGUGGUCCCGGAAAUCGAACCCACUAUCCUGGCGUUGCAAGUACCAUGCUCUACCAACUGAGCCACAGAGGACCUGAUGAUAGUAUGAUGAUAGGUUAAGGUAAGGGGAAAUGUGUUCAUACGGUGAAGGCUAGCCUGUUUCAUUGUUACGUCUGUAUUCCAACAGGUUUCCAACUGCACUGAUGUCAGCUCAUGUAAGUUUCCACACUAUAUUCAAAAUCGUCUACUGUUCAGUGUUCACCACCUGUCUGACACUGAUAGUCUGUCCCAAAUGGCACCCUAUUCUCUAUAUAGUGCCAUAUGAGGAAUAAUAGGGUGUCAUUUGGGACGCAGCCUGGUAGAGACUUACCUGCAGACGUGUCUUCAGCUUGUCCUGGAAACACUCAUCAUGGUCCUAAGGAAUGCUGUGAAUCAUCGCCCAGUUACUCUCCAAGAGGAGGUUACUUCAGUUCAGACUCUGAUGAUGACGUAAGUAAACAACAAUGAAUACUGUUUACAUCUGCUUUGGUUAAUGUACUGUAAGGGGAUGCUUUGAUUUCCCAUAGAUCCCAUAGGCCUACCCUUACUGACUUGAAAUUCAUUAUUGGUAACACUUUACAUUUAGUUGCUCUUAUAAGUCUGCGUAGUUACUGUUUAAUAACAUGUUGUGACAUAGUAACUGCUUUGUAUUUACAUGGUAAUAUCAACAUAUUUCUUAGCCUGAGUCCCAGAUCUGUUGGUGCUGUCUUGUCAACUCCAUUGCUGUCACGUAGCAUAACAAUGACAGCAAUGUAGUUGACAAGACAGCACAAACAGAUAUGACACUCAGGCUACAUAUUUUUAUACUCAUCUUUAAAUGUCAUAUCAGGAGGUGGAGGAUUAUCACCAGUGUCACCAGGGUGGAUCCUCACAGUCACACACAGUGGGGUCAUGUAGUGAAGAGAUCCCUGUCCUCAGCCAGGCCUCAUCACAUUGGAACACACAACAACGAGGUCACCCUCAGUCUCAACCCAGACCUGACACCCCACCCACUAGGCCUCAAUGCACAGGGAACUGUGGAAACGACCAGAGAGAUCAUAAAGACCAGAGAGCUGUGGAGAGCUCAGGCUACUCUGAGAGACGGUCAGGCUGUGUAGUUACAGAUGACAGUGACAGCCAGGUUAGGGUUAUAGGCGAUCAGUAUGUCCCAUCUCGUCCUCUGUCUGAAUCACAGAGCUCUGAGGUCCAACAACAAAAGAUGGCAGCCACCAGAACACAAGAAACACAAACACGAGAAAUGGGAACACAGACUGUCAGCAACAUCACCUCGAAAUGUCCAACAUCGGACGUUUCAACUCAGUGCAGUUUUUGA
This is a messenger RNA of Coregonus sp. 'balchen', 3954 nucleotides long. NCBI's taxonomy places the organism in Eukaryota, Metazoa, Chordata, Actinopteri, Salmoniformes, Salmonidae. The record is from the annotation of a GenBank genome assembly.